UGUAGUUGGUUGUUGGGAAUGUGGACCAAUUAUGGACUGCGUGACUGAGAAGAGUGCGAGUACGUGUGUGCGGUGCGUGCGUGCGUGUAUGUCCGCGCGCGCGGGCUGAUGUGUUUGUGUAUGUGUGCGCCUGCACGGCUGUCUGUCAGUUUCUAGCUUGCCUGCAUCAUAGGCAAGCAGACAUUCGUUUUCUAGCUGGAUUUUGUAUUUAUUUAUUUUUGUAAGCUCUCUCUCUCUCAAACCAUCUGUAUGGUAUGUUGAGCGCUGUGUCUUGAUCCUAACUGUCUGUUCGGCCUGUCUAUAUACUGUACUUUCUACCACACUCUACUGGGCUCUCUUUAACAGCUGGUGGUGUUCUCGUUGGAUUGACUCUUAGAUAUACCACAGAACAACUAGACUGGACACUAGACAACUUUCCCGUCUUUUCAUGUCGUGUUUAUAUAUAUACACACAUACAUACAUAACGUACACAGAGAAAAAGACAUUUAAUCAAGUAUUUGUUUCAUUACAAUCAACAGACAAGUGCCCUUUUUCACAACACUUUUGCAUCUAUCUGUGCGUGUUUUUCGUUGUGUUUAAACUUCCAUUUACAUCACCUAUAGUCUAUCUUUAUACGUUGACUAUAUUCUAAAUCGACCACCUUCGCAAAUCAACGAAAUCGAAUGAUCGACCGUAUGUUUUGCAGGAAAAUGUUCGUCUCUGGACAUUUGGUUGCUGAUUGCCGUGUAAAACUGUGUUUAGUAGUUUCUCCCAUCUCUCUACUUCCUUAUCAUUGCUAUUGUUUCUCUUCUCUGCAGCAGCACCGAUGAAGAAGAAAAGUAUUUCGCUAUAGCUUGGAUGCUGACUCCCUCUCUUUCUCCAUCUCUCUCUCUCUCUUUCCCUAUCUCUCUCUCUCUCUCAUUCUCAUCUACUCUUUGCAAAACUUGGCAGUUUCACCUGUCAGAUGUGAAGUAGGCUUACGCCAGCAUACUUUUUUCUAAGGUAUGGCCUUCUGCAUACUGAAUUCAAAGGAUUACAGAAUUAAUCAUGUUGGAGAUGACUACACCUAAUUCAUUGAUGAGUGAAAAAUCUUUUAUAGCAAACCAGGCGCUCUGGCUACAACAUGAGCAGAUGGCUCAUCUGCAGACGAUCAGGUUGAAGCGUCAGCUGGUGAAAGCUGGACAUGUGCCCUCAAUGGUGUAUGGCCAGUUAGUUGGCUGCUCUGACCAGCUGAUGAUCAUGGCAGACAGUGGCGCCACAGUGUCGUCACUGGCAAGCCACCACGACCUGAACAGUAUGGCAUUGAGCGCUGCUGCAGUAGCUGCGGCUACUUCACACCACCAUGAUCUCACUGCCAUGCAGAAACGCAUUCCAUUAACUUUUCGUGACCCUAGCCAUGCACCACUGCGUAAACUUAGUGUGGAACUUAUUAAGACUUAUAAACACAUAAAUGAGGUAUACUAUGCAAAGAAAAAACGACGAGCACAACUGCCACAUGAUGAAUCAAUACAUAAGAAGGGACGUACGAAUGUACCUGUCUAUAAUGACGGCUACGAUGAUACAAACCAUGACUAUAUCAUUACACCUGGAGAGAAAUGGAUGGAUCGUUAUGAAAUUGAUUCUUUAAUUGGAAAAGGCUCUUUUGGCCAGGUUGUGAAGGCCUAUGACCAUGUUGAUUUAGAAUAUGUUGCGGUGAAAAUUAUAAAAAAUAAGAAGCCAUUCCUUAACCAGGCACAAAUUGAAGUGCGCCUGCUUGAACUCAUGAACAAACAUGAUAUAGAAAGCAAAUACUACAUAGUAUAUUUCUCAUUGCUACAUUGGCAUUUUUUUGUAUUUCAGAUUUAUCAAUAUAUCCAAAGUCGUUUCUAUCGAUCACCUGAAGUGUUACUAGGAAUUGCCUAUGAUUUGGCCAUUGAUAUGUGGAGUCUCGGCUGUAUAUUGGUAGAGAUGCACACAGGAGAGCCACUCUUUGCUGGUUCUAACGAGUUUGAUCAAAUGAUGAAAAUUGUAGAAGUACUGGGAAUGCCACCCAAGCAUUUAUUAGACCAGGCUCCAAAGGCCAGGAAAUAUUUUGACCAGCAUCCAGAUGGUAUCUAUGUAUGUAAAAAGCCAAAAGAUGGUAAAAAAUAUAAACAGCCGGGUUCUCGGAAACUACAUGAUAUAAUUGGUGCUGAAAGUGGGGGACCUGGAGGUCGGAGGGCAGGGGAACCUGGGCAUAAUUUGGCAGACUAUCUUAAAUUUAAGGACCUUAUAUUAAGAAUGUUAGAUUAUGAUCCAAAGACACGCACCACACCCUAUUAUGCCCUCCAACAUAAUUUUUUCAAGAAGACCACAGACGAAAGCACUAAUACGUCCAGCAGUACAUCAGGUAGUCCAGCCAUGGAGCAACAGUCCGUGUCCAGCCCACCAGCUCCACCAUCGUCAUCGGUGUCAGUAUCCCGGCGGGACAAAUCCUUCAUCCAACUAUCCAGGACAAGUUAACAUUCAGUGAAUUUUCCCUUUUAGGUGGACAUGCAAGAUCUGAUUGGACUCAUCAGCAUCAUUUCCAGUAUCAGCAUCAUUGUCCUUCUGCAGCACCAUGGUCUGCAUCCCCCCCUGAUGGAGGCCGGUGGAGGACACCGUAUUGCCAGAGAUGUGGGAGGUUAUUCGAACUUCUUCUCUGUUUACCUGAUGACCACCUUUCCCAGAGAUUAGCAAGUGAAUGCUAAAAGAGCCUGUUAGUCCUGAAACUGCAGUGCAACAGCUACCACUUUUACAGACAUCUGGCAGGACUGGUCACUUUCAGACCACUUCCACUCUCAUCAUCCACCAGAUCAGUCAAUCAUUCAUUGGCUCACUCUACACAUUAGUGUGCAUGUGUAUGUAUUUGUAUGCAAGUGGGACAUCAACUGUGAUGAUAAUGUGUUAUAAUACCUUGUAGGAACAUCCUACAUCAACCACCCAGUGCUACCUUUAGUACAACUAAUAGACUGUUAUCAACCUUCAUUGAACAAACAAACAAACAAACAAACAAAACAAAACAAAAAUAUUUUUAAAAAAAAUUUUCUGGAGAGAGAGCUUGAAGUAGAGGAUGGUAUGUUCUUUAUUGUAGCAAUAUCUGUAACUGGUGGAGGGGUGGUGCUGUAGAAAUCUGGUUAUCACCAUCAGUUGCAUGUACAACAAACCUCAUGUUUACCACCAUCUUCUUCACAGGUAUCCUAAUGUCAUUCAUUUCAAGAAGCCAUCUAACAGUUGUGACUAUGGCAGUAAAGAUGGCUACUUUGUUGGAAGUGGAUUUCAAUGAUUUCAAUUAAGCCAUCACUGUCUUCAUGGUCGCACUAUGCAUGAGCACAAUUUUGGGGGAUGUGCUUUCAAACCUGUCCAACAUGUCUUCCUCAUAGCAAUUUAUCCAAACAGCUUGGUCAUAAUUUCUAACAUCAAACCUUCUCUGCUCAUCUCAAUUUGAAACAAGCAGUACUCACACUGAAAAGUUAACGUUGUGAAACAGAACUGGUCAACUAACUCAAGUGUCUCCUUGGUCAAAAUCUUAACCCUCCAGAUGACAUUGACAUCGCCACUCCACCCCCACUAGUCUGGCUGUUGUCUUUAUUACAAGCCUUGCAUACCAAGUUGCAACAGCCUUUUUAUGACAAAAGAACCGAACAAAAGAUUAACAUGAUAGGGAAGAGUUCUUCAUUUUGGUAAUAUGUUCAUCAGUCCAACAAUCGAUUUUAUUUAUUUAAACUUUAUAUCAUAAUUAUUUUUUUUAUUAGAUUCAUCAGCAACCAGAUGAUGAUGAUGAUGAUAAUGAUGAUGAUAAAACCUGUAUGAAACUAAGAAUGAUGAGGAUUCAAAAAUUAGGAAAUUAAGAUUGUUUCCUCCAUCAUAAACUCCUCUGUCAGCUAAUUUUGGAGAAAAUGACUGGUUGUGGUUUUGCUUUUUAUUUUCAUUUUUAAUUCUUUUAAUCAAACCUAUAAUUUAUUAUGUCAAUUUCCAUUAAUUAUAUUCUCUGAUGGGGUCAGUAUUCAUGGAAAUAUGCUUCAUGUUCCCUUAGGGUACCAGCUCAACUUAUUUAGCAUGUAGCAAUAAUGUAUUACAGCUUGUGACCCAUCAAGAAGUGGAACGCCAGAUAAGAAGGCCUCAACCAAUCACCUCUAGUAUCCUUCUGCAAGGAAAGCUUGCCACCGGUAUUUUAUAAUCUGUGAACAUCACAAUCCAAUUUCAUAGUUUCCAAAAAAAAAAAAAAAAAAAAAAAAAAACCAUCAUCAGCAAAGCAAUAGCUUACAAUGGAAUUCUACAGGUUUGACUGCUAUGUUGAUAUAUCAUCUUUAUAGUAAAAAACCCUGAGUUUCUCUCAUAUCUCAUAAUAUUACAAAGUAAAGUGUCAAGCAUUCGAUCAGAAGAGCUGAGAGGUUGCCAGCAUUCAUUCAGAUGGAUCAAGUUGGCCACCAACGUUAAGUUUAGGUGGGUCACGUGGCCACAGCUUCCAAUCAGAUGAGCUGAGCAGCUGCUACCUUCCAGUCAGGUGAGCUGGGCACAUGCCGGUAUCUUUCGUGGUGGGUUAAAAGGCCACUGUUAUUCAAUUAGGUGCAUAAAGCAACCACACAUUCUCUGGUGUGAGUUGAGUGGUUGCAACUGGCAUCUUGUCAGGAAAAUUGAGUGGCUGCAGCUGGCGUCCAACCAAGCAUGUCAAAUAACAGAUGCCAUCCAAUCAGGCAGGUCGAGCUGCCACAGAUGCCAUCCAAUCAAGCAGGUCGAGUGACAGAUGCCAUCCAAACAGGCAGGUCGAGUGACAGAUGCCAUCCAAUCAGGCAGGUCAAACAGCCGUUGAUGUUAAUAUAUAAGAAAAAAAAAAGAGUUUGGCAUUCAGUCAACUACGUUGAGGGGAAACUGGCAUUCAGUCUGGUGUGUCAGGUGGAAACUGACAUUCAAGGUAAUGUCCCUAUAUGUUAAGUAAUUUGGUAUUUAAAUUUUAGGGGCCAUAAAUGUAAAACGUUACUGCUUCUUAUGUAUAUCUAUAGCUUCCAGUCGAUAACAGCUAGGUUAAGACAUUUUUUUAAAUUUUAAACUUCACCUUAUUUUGAACACUAGAGAACAUGUUCUAGCAUUUUGUAUUUCUUUCUAUUAGGGACAACUAUAUGUGUGUGUGUGUGUAUAUAUAUAUAUAUAUACAAAAUUAUGUGUGUGUGUACACAUGUAAUUCUACACAUACAUGCAUGUUGCUUAAAAAACACAGAUAUAGAGAUAAUUAUAUACAUUUUUAUAUAUAAAUAUUGUUUUAUAUAUAUGUAUUUAUAUACAGAUAUACAUGCUGUGACCAGUGUGGAUGUGUGUGUGUGUGUGUGUGUAUAUAUAUAUAUAUGCGUGUGUGAAUAUUUAUAUAAUUAUGCAUAUAUAUAUAUAUAUAUACUUAUAAUCAUGUAUCUAUAGAUAGAUAGGUAGAAAUUACAAACAGCAUAAGUAAGAUUAUAAGCAAAUAGGAAAAUAACAAACACUACUUCGUUGCAGAUUAACUAUAACAGCUGUUUAUUUAUAUAUUAAAAUUAUGACAAAGUGAAUUAGUAAUAUUUCAAUUGCAUCUAAUGUAUGCAAUCCAAUUGGUUAUAUAACAACUUGUUACCUUGGCACUACUGUCAUCAGAUGAUUACAAGCAAAAUACCUAGAUACACACACACACACACACACACACACACACACACACACACACACACACACACACACA
This is a messenger RNA of Octopus bimaculoides (California two-spot octopus), 5680 nucleotides long. RefSeq names its product dual specificity tyrosine-phosphorylation-regulated kinase 1A. Gene Ontology annotation, molecular function: aspartic-type endopeptidase activity; protein serine/threonine/tyrosine kinase activity; protein serine/threonine kinase activity. Gene Ontology annotation, biological process: protein autophosphorylation; peptidyl-threonine phosphorylation; peptidyl-serine phosphorylation. NCBI's taxonomy places the organism in Eukaryota, Metazoa, Mollusca, Cephalopoda, Octopoda, Octopodidae. The record is from RefSeq and is a predicted model, not a curated record.